AUGAGGCCUUCGCUGGAGCAAGCUCUGCUCAAUGUUGCAUCUACGGAGGGAACUAAGCACUUGUAUUUAAAGCUCGAUGAGGGCAGAUCCUCCUUUGGUCGACUCCAUGGGAACACAAGUCUUGAGAGAUACCUCAACGGGCCAAUGCAUGUGCCGAACAAGGUUGUAGAUGUGCCUUUGCUUGAAUACUACAGCCUUGAAAGCACGCUGAACCUUCUGCUCGCCAUCGCCGACUCGUGCGUACCGCUGCGAGAACUUCAUCUUCCAAUGGACAAGUUCUUUUCAUACGAAAAGCGGCGCGAAGAACAGGUCCCCGAGUGGGAUCCAGAGUGGUUUCCACAUCUGCAACACAAGAUUCUCCGACCGUUCUCGCACGUCCACACAAUCGGUCUAGGUGACCACGCGCACCGCUGGUUGCCUCCGAUGAGCGAACCGCACUUGCAAGACACCGUGGUCAACUGGUUUCCGGCAUUGACGAGCUUGGCGGUACCUUCAUACGUGGAUAUGCGUCGACUCAUCGCCACAUUCCCGCCUGGCAAGUUCAAGCACAUAUGUAUCGAAAGGUGCUACUACCCAAUCAUGUGGGACCAGGUCAGAGCACUGCUCUUCCAUCAUCGCAGCUCUGUCGUUCACGUCAGCCUCACCAAGUUCGUCUACAAAUGCCGAUACGAACGUGCCUCACGUAGGCUGCAGGAUCUUCUGCUGUGGAUCGCCGACAAUCUCGAGUUGCAGAUGCUUGAGUUCGAAGGAUCCAAGUACCACAAAAUUGAGUUCGAAGGAUCCAAGUACCACAAAACCGUCUAUGAGGACAUGAAGUGUGCAUGGCAGGGAGACAUCAAGGCGCAGCUUUCCAAGUUCUUUGAAAGCAGGUACCUGUUCACUAAGCCGAUUACGUAUGUGGCUACGGACGGUGAGAGUGAUGAUGACGACGAAUGA
This is a messenger RNA of Zasmidium cellare ATCC 36951, 936 nucleotides long. RefSeq lists its product as uncharacterized. The transcript has a single exon. Lineage: Eukaryota; Fungi; Ascomycota; Dothideomycetes; Mycosphaerellales; Mycosphaerellaceae. The record is from RefSeq and is a predicted model, not a curated record. The coding region runs from base 1 to 936 and encodes 311 amino acids.